Brettanomyces bruxellensis is the source of this 642-nucleotide messenger RNA. RefSeq names its product Ran GTPase-binding protein yrb1 (gene YRB1). The coding region runs from base 1 to 642 and encodes 213 amino acids. Gene Ontology annotation, biological process: protein import into nucleus. The record is from RefSeq and is a predicted model, not a curated record. Gene Ontology annotation, cellular component: cytoplasm; nuclear pore. NCBI's taxonomy places the organism in Eukaryota, Fungi, Ascomycota, Pichiomycetes, Pichiales, Pichiaceae. The transcript has a single exon. Gene Ontology annotation, molecular function: GTPase activator activity.
AUGUCAGGAAAAGAAACUAAGGAAACAACUUCUUCAUUGCCAAAACCUCCCACCGCAAAUGUUUUCGCUAUGUUUGGAGGAGCCAAGAAGACUCCAGUGAAAAAAGAGUCUGCAGAAGAAAAAGCUGCUGAUGAGAAGGAAAAAAAGGAGGAAAAGGCUAAAAAGGCAGAAAAAUCUGCAGAAGGUGAAGAUGAUGGCAUCCAUUUCGAGCCUCUUGUUCAUCUAGAUAAGGUUGAAGUUAAGAAUAACGAAGAGGAUGAGGACGUUGUCUUCAAGAUCAGAGCUAAGAUGUACAGAUUUGCGCCAGAGACCAAGGAAUGGAAAGAAAGAGGAACAGGUGAAGUGAGAUUUUUGAAGCAUAAGAAGACUGGCAAGACUAGACUGAUCAUGAGAAGAGACAAGACAUUCAAAGUUUGUGCUAACCAUUAUCUUGCACCAGAAUACCAGUUGAAGGCCAACAUUGGAUCUGAGAAGUCUUGGGUUUACACUUGUACCGGUGAUGUUUCCGACGGAAAGCCAGAGGUUCAGACUUUCGCCAUCAGAUUCGGAUCUAAGGAGAAAGCACAGAAUUUCAAGGAAGAAUUCGAGAAAGCACAGAAAGAAAAUGAAAAGAUUCACGAGAAAGAGGGUGACAAGAAAUGA